Messenger RNA from Bemisia tabaci, 1113 nucleotides. Its product is annotated as aquaporin AQPcic. NCBI's taxonomy places the organism in Eukaryota, Metazoa, Arthropoda, Insecta, Hemiptera, Aleyrodidae. The record is from RefSeq and is a predicted model, not a curated record. Gene Ontology annotation, cellular component: plasma membrane. Gene Ontology annotation, biological process: transmembrane transport. Gene Ontology annotation, molecular function: channel activity.
AUUGAAAGCUGGAUGCGACUUAGUCAAAUAAAUCCAGGGCGUCAAUCAGUCUGAUAUUGUGGUCGCUAAUCCAGAUUGUCCUUGUAGAGUCGCUUUGGAAUCCUCGCGGUGUAAAGUUGGUCUUUUCUUGUUCUUGUCUUUUCCCGAGUCACCCCCGCAGAUCUGAAUGGAGGACAUAUCAUCUUCCGGCGAAGAAAUCAGCAUGAAAGCGAUCUCAAAAGUGAUUGGAGUGCCCGAUAUUCGAGAUGGGCCCACUCUCACAAAAUGCAUAGUUGCUGAGUUCGUAGGGACUUUGCUGUUAGUACUCAUAGGAUGCAUGUCGGUAGCAUUUGUCCAUCAGGACAACUUCGUUGACGUUGUGAAAAUUGCCAUGGCUUUCGGGCUCAUUAUCGCCUCUAUGGUCCAGGCAAUAGGUCACGUUAGUGGUUGUCACAUCAAUCCGGCUGUAACUUGUGGACUAGCUGUGUCGGGACAUGUUAGCAUAAUAAAAGGUAUGCUGUACAUUGUCGCACAAUGCCUUGGAGCCAUCUGUGGAGCAAUCAUUCUGAAUGAAAUCACGCCAAAAACAGGUUACACGGCUGCUGGUAAUCUGGGAGUAACGACACUGUCUACAGGAGUUUCCGACCUGCAGGGUGUGGCGAUAGAAGCACUAAUCACAUUUGUGCUGCUUUUAGUUGUCCAGUCCGUCUGCGAUGGGAAGCGGACCGACAUCAAAGGAUCUAUCGGCGUUGCGAUAGGAUUCGCAAUUGCUUGCUGCCAUCUCGCCGCGAUCAAGUACACCGGUGCUAGUAUGAACCCUGCUCGAUCAUUAGGCCCUGCAUUCGUCAGUGGAAUUUGGGACAAACAUUGGGUGUACUGGGCCGGUCCAAUACUCGGUGGAGUCACUGCCAGUCUGCUUUACGCCAUCACUUUCAAAGCCAAAAAAAGAUCGGAUGAGAGCUCUUAUGAUUUCUGACUCUGAAAACAACCUAACGAUAGGAGCUAUCUUCCAUGUAAAUUCUCAAUAAUCUCUUGUUAAUUUCGCGCACUUUGUUAACCUUUGCGUGUGGAGUAUACUCCUUCGUCUGUUCCCGCAUGCACAUUUUUAAAAAUAAAGUCAUCGUUGUUUUUAGA